This is a messenger RNA of Sceloporus undulatus (fence lizard), 1508 nucleotides long. RefSeq names its product protein DENND6B-like. Lineage: Eukaryota; Metazoa; Chordata; Lepidosauria; Squamata; Phrynosomatidae. Gene Ontology annotation, molecular function: guanyl-nucleotide exchange factor activity. The transcript is spliced from 8 exons. The record is from RefSeq and is a predicted model, not a curated record. Gene Ontology annotation, cellular component: recycling endosome. The coding region runs from base 1 to 861 and encodes 286 amino acids.
AUGCCUCCACAGCCGCAGGAGCACUGGCGACUCAGGCAAGCGCCGGGGAUCCAGGGAGAUUUUGAGAUCAAUUUUUGGGCAUACAUUUUUCGACUUAUAGAUGAGUAUAUACAGUAUUUCUCAGGUAAUGGCUCUUCUCACACUCACCUGGGGCAAUUGAGCCCACCCGCCAGCCCCUGGCAGCAUCCACGGGGUGGCAUCUUUCUCCCAUCACUGGCGGGCUUGUCUUGUACUUCCAGGGGGGGGGGCCUUUGGCAGACACCCUCUUUCUUCUUCUCCAGCUGCCUGGCUCCCCUUAGAUACUGCUGUGAUUAUCGCCCGUACUUCACUAUCCAUGACAGCGAGUUCAAGGAGUACACGACUCGCACUCAGGCCCCGCCAAACGUCAUCCUCGGUGUCACAAAUCCCUUUUUUAUCAAGAUGCUUCAGCACUGGCCUCAUGUCCUUCGGCUCGGGGACCUCAAGAUGGCCGGCGACCUUCCCAAGCAGAUCAAGCUGAAGAAACCCGCCAAAUUGAGAACACUGGAUACCAAGCCAGGACUAUACACGGCCUACCGGGCCUUCUUACACAAGGACAAGGUCCUGAUCAAGAGGCUCCUGAAGGGCAUCCACAAGAAGCGCUCGUCAGAGGCCCAGAGCGCCCUCCUGAGGCGCCACCUCUUGGAGCUCACCCAGAGUUUCAUUUUCCCCUUGGAGCACUACAUGGCUGGCCUCAUGCCCCUGCAGAAAGUCAUCACACCCUGGAAGAACCCCCCUCAGAUCUACCCCUUCCGCCAAGAAGACUUCCUCAAGACCCUGGAACACGCUGGGCCCCAGCUCACCUGCCUGCUGAAAGGUGAUUGGAUGGGCCUGUACAGGUGAGGCUGUGGGCUUCUCCCACCCCAGACACACACCUUAUGGAAAGCAUUCAGCAACUUACAACCAGGAGGAACUGGAUAUGGUGGAGACGGGCGGGUCAGUGUUGUGUAGGGUUUGGGGUGCUGGGCACAAACGCCUUUCGGAAACCCCAGUUCCAAGCCCCGCUGCUCAGCCCUGGAACUCCAGCCUGAGCACAUCACACUCUCUGUCCACCUCAGCAGAAGGCAAUGGUAACCAACAUCCUCUGAAUAACCUUGCAAGAAAACUAGGGAGCUGGUCACCAGGAGUCAGAGGCAACUUGCUGGGGCAGAGUCUUUUCAGUGGUGGGCCUAUUUGUUUCCCCCCAAAAAUACGAUUGUUGAUAAUUGAGAUGUCUUAUAUGAUACGGAUCAGUGUAGAAGUGUCAUGUAAUUUCCCCCCUAAAAAUGCAAAGCAAAACUGCAUUACCUAUUAUUUUUGCAUAUGACUUUAUGAGUCAUUGCAAUUGCCUUAGAAUGCAUUUUAUGAACCUUCCAAGAAAUGUUAGGUACCAGUUGCAUUUUGAAGUGUCAGGGCCCCAGCGGGCACAGGCCUCUCUUACAGGCCAGCUGAGGAUCUCCAGGCCUCUGGCAGGUGGCCACAUUCCUGCAAAGUUGCCAGAAUCUAGAAUC